CGCACAAACAGCCGGCAAGCAAAAAGGAGAAGCGCGUCCGCCUCGUGCGUGCGUGCCCCCGUCCCCCCGCACUCCCUUCUCCCUCCCUCCCACGCGACGCGACCGCCCGGAGCGGCACGGCGCCACACCGACCACUAGUUUCUCCCCACUCCCCACCACGCUGGCCUCUGCUUGAGUGCUCCGGGGAGGCCGGCUGGGGCGCGGGCGAUGGCGAGGGUGAUGCACCGGUCGAGCUCGGACGGCGGGUCGAGCAGCGGGUGGUCGGAGGCGGCCGCGGCGGCGGCGGGGGAGGAGGAGAGGGCCGGAUGGGAGGUGCGGCCGAGCGGGAUGGUCGUGCAGGCCCGGGACAGGGGCGCCGACGGCGCCGCGGCGGGGGUGCCGCCCAGGCCGCCGCCGCCGGAGAUCAGGGUGCGGGUCAAGUACGGCGCCGCCACCCACGAGGUCGCCGUCUCCUCCAUUGCCACCUUCGGUGAGCUGAAGAAGGCGCUGGCGCCGAGGACGGGGCUGCAGCCGUCGGAGCAGCUGGUGACGUACAAGGGGCGGGAGCGGAAGAACUCGGAGUUCUUGGACAGGUUCGGCGUCAAGAACAAGUCCAAGCUGGUGGUGUCCGAGGACCCGGCGAGCCUGGAGCGGCGCUACAUCGAGCGGCAGAGGAACGCCAGGAUCCAGAACGCCAACCGCGCCAUCGGCGCCAUCGCCCUCGAGCUCGACAAGCUCGCCGAUCAGGUGACGAGCAUCGAGAAGUCGGUGUCCGGCGGGAGCAAGGUGGCGGAGGUGCAGAUCACGACGCUGAUCGAGCUGCUGAUGCGGCACGCGGUGAAGCUGGAGAGCAUACCUGCCGACGCCGACACCUCCUCGCAGAAGAACCUCCAGGCGAAGCGGGUGCAGAAGUGCGUGGAGGCGCUGGACGUGCUCAAGGUGUCCAACGCGCGGCUGCAGACGGUGGUGGUGACCACCAAGUGGGAGACGUUCGACAGCAGCCCCCCGGUCACCACCAAGUGGGAGAUCUUCGACUGAGUUAAGCAGCAGCAGCAGAGAUUUUUCUUUAUACAGAAGAGUGUCUAUUUUCGUGCCGUCAGUUUUGGUGUCUUGUUCCUUGCCCAUUAUUCGUUUUUGUAAUCGCGGUGAGCUGGUUUAGGUUAGUAGGUCGCAGCAGGAGGACCCCGGAUCCCACCGUUUGUUUCGUCUGUUUGUAAUCAUCGUCGUCGUCACACCCGCUCGAUUGAUGGACGGAUCUCACUCCAAUAAACAGCAAAGCAGCACUGUUCUUUAGUGUGCUCUCCAAA
Aegilops tauschii subsp. strangulata is the source of this 1286-nucleotide messenger RNA. RefSeq names its product BAG family molecular chaperone regulator 1. Gene Ontology annotation, molecular function: protein-folding chaperone binding; adenyl-nucleotide exchange factor activity. The record is from RefSeq and is a predicted model, not a curated record. Gene Ontology annotation, biological process: protein stabilization. NCBI's taxonomy places the organism in Eukaryota, Viridiplantae, Streptophyta, Magnoliopsida, Poales, Poaceae. Gene Ontology annotation, cellular component: cytoplasm.